CAAUUUUCGGUUCCUCUCUCUCUACAAGUUUGCAAUCUACAUAGUGUUACGUCUCUGAAGCACAAAUUCCUUUUCAAGGAUUGCAAGGAGUUCGUAGACUACUGCGUCAAUCGAGGUGUGGAUAGAAAUCAGUUGUGCAUGGGAGACUCGGUUUCAGCAGAAGAAAUCAGCAAGGUGGCUUUCGAGCGGUGUCUUCAAAUUCUCACCGCUCCCAAUCAUAUUGAAUCACUCACCACGCGUUACAACACUCUGGUAGAUUUGAUAGAUUUUACCAACAGAGUGGCAGCAUUUUUGGCUUCAGCUCUCUUUUAUUUUGGUUUUGCACCCGAAAGGCUGACCCCUAUGGUACGACCACUUGUAGAAUGUAUGCAGAAUGAACAAAAUUCCACUGUAUCUGCGGAGAUUUUCCGAGGGGCGGUCACAUUGAUGAUCGCGUACAGUUGGCCAAGGACGCCGAGACCUUAUGUGAAGGUGUUGGGGCGUGCAAUGGAUAUGUUCUCCAGCUGUUCGUCUCGUAUACCUAAACCGCAAGAAUGGUCUUCGAAGGAGGUGCAGCAUGUAAUCCUCAGCAUACAGCGGCCGGAUUCCGAAAAAGCUUCGCCUUCCCCGCAGAGCACCAACGCGGAACUGAUGUUUUUGGUCUGCACUACUUUUUCGGUGGAUCAGCUUCCAGAGUUCUAUGAUCAGUUCGCAUUGGACAGUUGUGAAACGCAAGAGGAAUUAUUGUCGCGCCUGGCAUUGCAUGAUUGCAUGUGGUCAAGAGUGGGGUCAUCGUUAUCGGACGUAUCCACACCUCGGAUAAUAGAACUGCUGAAAAGCUCCAACCCAGCAUUCAGGUUUGCUGGUGCAAAGGCAGUGGAAACUUUCGCACGAUCCCGCCUUGGCGAUACGAUCUCUCGCCUACUGGCACCUCUAUCUGGAAUGCUUAAUAACGUCUCCGUAGAAAGUGAGAGACGUGGAGCUAUCGAGGCUCUGUUGAGGUUGUCGCUAAUGCAUACGGCUUUGACUGGUGUCGUCUCAUUGCUAGCACCAUUGGCAUUUGUGCGAAUGACUGACAAAUUGGAAGAGGACGUCAGUGCAGCGGUACCAGACCUGAGCGAAGAGCUUUCUGCAAAACGUGCAGAAAGUGCUGAUUUUGUUAAUGUUUUGUCAGCACCUGGACGUUUGGCUUUGGUAGAAACAAAGACAAUACGAGGUUUAUGCAAAACAAUUCAGCUGCGGCAUUAUCAAGCGCAACAAUUAAACACAGCACCCAUGCGUUUUUGUUCAAGUCAAAUCUAUUAUUCAAGGAAGGAAUCACAUGGAUACGGUUUCUGCGAAAGUUUGGAUUACAUGGCAUUUUGGCAGCGUAUAUGGGUCUGGAGAAGAAAACUGCUUCAAACGGAUUAUGGCGCUCUUGGAUUUCUCACUGAUGAAUGGGGUGGAAUGCCAAUCUUGAUAAGUCGCUGUUCGUUAAUUAUCUGUCCACGAACACUCGUGGACCAUUGGUGCAAUGAAUGGCGUCGUUUCUUCCCUGGUAGAACGCCAGCACGCCAUGUCGAAGGCGCACCAGCAAAAUGGAAAGCUGCUGAGAUUGUUGUCGCAGCGUAUGAAGAUCUUAAAGGAAACUCUUCUCUAGGGUAUUUGUUUCAAUAUUUCCCGGAGAACUAUCCUGCCGAUCUGUGGGCGCUCUUUACGUGGUUGAUGCCUGGAUAUCUGGGUGAUGAGCGACAUUUCCGUGCCCGAUUCCUCCGGAAAAUCCUCAAAUGUCGUAGUCACAAGGCUAAUGAAAAGGAUAUACAGGUUCUUCGAGAGUUGCCUGAUAAAAAUGUGCAAGAUUAUGAGUGUCAGCUCAGCGAGGAACAGCGAACAAUCUACAAAUUUAUUGUUGACAGGUGUACCGCCAAUCGUGCCCAGUUGGCUGCUCGACGAGGAAUUUCUCCACUCCAUGCCCUCAUGGCACUUCGACAACUUGUCGAUCAUCCUUUGCUCAUACAAGAUGUUCUUACGAAAUUGGGUGCUCCGGAAGAGAUAAUGAAGCUGGUCCCGACGGCGUCUUCGGGCAAAAUCGCGGCUUUAGGACAACUGUUGAGUGAAUGUGGUAUCGGUGUCAGUUUCGAAGAAGAGGACCCUGAAGACGAAAAUCCACUUUCGUCGAUUCCCGUGGAGUUACCACACCGAGCUCUAAUAUUCUGUCAAUGGAAGUCGUCUGUACAGCUGGUAUCAAAUGCUUUGUCGAGGCAAAGGCGACUUUGGCGCUCCUAUAUCACAUCUUGUUCUCGAUGGAUCGGUUCCCUCCAUCAGAUCGCCAAUCAGUUGUCGAUCGAUUCAACACGGAUCACCUCAUUGACGUCCUUGUUUGACUACUCAUUUAAGUGGUACGCAAUUGCGUAUUUUCGGCGCACAUGUUGGCAAAUAAUACCUCUCUUGUUGCGAGGCCCAAAGUCGAAUAUUGGUGGCGUUGGAUUGAAUCUCACGGGAGCCGAUGUGGCGCUGAUCGGGGCGGAUAAUCGUUCACUCCAAACGAUGGCCACAGACGAACUGAUGAACAUGUUCGUUCUCGACGGAGAUCAACCAUCAAAGGAGAACGGUGGUCCCGAAGCGAAAAGAAGGCGUAAAACUGCAGCUGCAUCAGACACCUCAAGUGUGAACGGAGAAGAGCGGUGGAAUUUGGCUGAGUUAUGGGACGAGAGUCAAUAUGAACAGCAAUUUGAUGUGUCUCAAUUCAUUAAGGAAGCUGUUUAG
This is a messenger RNA of Ostertagia ostertagi, 2724 nucleotides long. Lineage: Eukaryota; Metazoa; Nematoda; Chromadorea; Rhabditida; Trichostrongylidae. The record is from the annotation of a GenBank genome assembly.